GGUAAAGAAAAAUUUCUAAUCCAAUGGAAAGGUUAUUCCAAACCUACAUGGGAACCGCGCGAAAACUUGGACGAUUGUGCCCUUCUCCUCGAUUCAUUUUACAAAGUAGCGAAAGAUACCGAACCUGAAUCUGUUACACCUACAGGUGUUCCGACUGACGAUGAUUUUAAACAAAAGUUAUUGGAAGCUCAUCAAUCUAGUAUGCACUUAAAUAUGGAACUUUACGAUAGGCUAAUUUUAAAACGCGGUGUCAAAGAUAAUAGUGACAUUGGCCCGAAGAUAGAGAAUGUUCCAAUUGUAUCUUUUGGAGGUAUAUCUAGACAGAAUAGUACUAGCUCUAGUAGUUCUAGAGGUGAAAUGGCUUGUCUAGAAAAAAAAGAGUUUGAACGAAGGGCUCCUGAACGGCCUUGUCAACUGAAUUAUUUUACUAUAAGUGUGCUACUAUUUUUUACUAUUAUAGAGUCACGACUUAUUAUCACUUAUGAUUUGAGCCCAGAUCAUGAAUUGAGUUAA
Messenger RNA from Dentiscutata erythropus, 513 nucleotides. Lineage: Eukaryota; Fungi; Glomeromycota; Glomeromycetes; Diversisporales; Gigasporaceae. The record is from the annotation of a GenBank genome assembly.